CCGGAUAUAAACCCUUGUGCUUCCCUUCGGCGUCGACGGCGGAGAGAAGGCGCGGCCGGUGUCCAUCUGCGCUCACUCGUCUCGGUGACCAGCAAGCGUAAGAACGUUCAUAGCCUUCUAGGCCUUGUGUUAGACUGUGGUACAUGAUUGUGAAUAUUGUUCGAUUGACCAACCAAUUUUCUUCUGGCGUGGUAGACAUUUCUUGUGAACCCCAAGUUCUGUUUUCAGAUUCAGGAAAGCAAGAGUUGAUAAUGGCAAAGUCAAAUGCAAGUGAUGCCCAAGCUCUCAUUCGUUCUCUGCGCUCAGCUUAUGCUGCCACGCCAACCAAUCUCAAAAUUAUUGAUCUAUAUGUGGUUUUUGCAAUCGCCACAGCAAUUAUUCAGGUUGUAUACAUGGGAAUAGUUGGAUCAUUUCCCUUCAACUCUUUCCUCUCUGGUGUUUUGUCCUGUGUGGGGACAGCAGUACUGGCCGUUUGUCUCCGCAGUCAAGUCAACAAAGAGAACAAGGAGUUUAAGGAUUUACCUCCUGAACGGGCUUUCGCUGAUUUUGUUCUCUGCAAUCUGGUACUCCACCUGGUGAUCAUGAACUUCCUCGGCUAGCUAGGAGCACUUCCAAGGACUCUCUCUCUCUUUACUGGACCAAAAUUUGUGACCUCCUUAGCCAUGCAUGCUUCAUGUUACAAUUACAAAGUUCUGUAUUGGACCAAAAUUUACAAGUACUCUGGUGGUGUUGUUAGUGCUUUCGUUAGAACAUUAAGAAUAUAGAUUAUUAUUCUUCACCUUUAAGAAUAUAAGAAAUGGCGGUACUUUGAUGUGA
Molecule: messenger RNA, 816 nt
Organism: Musa acuminata subsp. malaccensis (wild Malaysian banana)
Lineage: Eukaryota; Viridiplantae; Streptophyta; Magnoliopsida; Zingiberales; Musaceae
Product: dolichyl-diphosphooligosaccharide--protein glycosyltransferase subunit DAD1
Biological process (GO): protein N-linked glycosylation
Cellular component (GO): oligosaccharyltransferase complex; membrane
Source: RefSeq, a predicted model, not a curated record